This is a messenger RNA of Neospora caninum, 684 nucleotides long. RefSeq lists its product as hypothetical. The annotation marks the transcript as partial. Gene Ontology annotation, molecular function: peptidyl-tRNA hydrolase activity. The record is from RefSeq and is a predicted model, not a curated record. NCBI's taxonomy places the organism in Eukaryota, Apicomplexa, Conoidasida, Eucoccidiorida, Sarcocystidae. The transcript has 3 exons.
AUGGACACUUCGGACGGGAAGCUCUGUCCCCUUUCGAGUGAGGCACCCGGUAGCGCACUCGAGAAACAGAGUUCCAGGGCCCAGAACCAGCAGACGGACCACAGCGCGAAACGAACGGGCAUCAGCGGUGUAACAGAGGAAAAUGCGAAAGCCGAAGGAGCGAAAGAGAAGAGAAAAACAGGCCGCCCAGACCCGAUUGUUCAGUAUGUUGUGCUCCGGAAAGACCUGCAGACUCUCCUGGGAUGGCCCGCAGGAGCAGUCAUUGCUCAGGCAUGUCAUGCUUGCAUUAGCAUAGUGGCUUCGACGUAUUCUGACCCAGCCGUACAGGCGUACCUUGCAGAAGGUGACAGCAUGCGGAAAGUCGUUCUGGAGGUCCACGGCGAAGAGGAGCUUAGAAAGGAGAGAAAGUACGGGAUCGGCCUGUACUCUGGAAACGAACAGCGCACCUGGCACAUUCCACGCUUACCAACCCGAAGCGACCUGUAUUUUGAUACCGUCUCGCCCCCGCAACGGGUAGUUGGCUUCUUGCUCGACAGCCGCAAACUCUUCUUUCGGGUGAGAGAGGAACUGGAUCUUCUUGCUGGCAUGCUGCUCCGACAGCUCCCUACGUACAUAUGCAUAUGUAAGUAUGCUUCUUGUUUUGCAAGCAUGCAGACUAUCGUACGUGUACAUGCGUUAUUACAG